Diceros bicornis minor is the source of this 822-nucleotide messenger RNA. It is a transcript of the gene CLDN14, whose product is annotated as claudin 14. Lineage: Eukaryota; Metazoa; Chordata; Mammalia; Perissodactyla; Rhinocerotidae. Gene Ontology annotation, cellular component: plasma membrane; bicellular tight junction. Gene Ontology annotation, biological process: cell adhesion; bicellular tight junction assembly. The coding region runs from base 28 to 732 and encodes 234 amino acids. The record is from RefSeq and is a predicted model, not a curated record. Gene Ontology annotation, molecular function: structural molecule activity. The transcript has a single exon.
GAGCGAGCGCGGCCGGCCGGCGGGGCUAUGGCCAACACGGCCGUGCAGCUCCUGGGCUUCGUGCUCAGCUUCCUGGGCCUGGUGGGGACGCUGAUCACCACCAUCCUACCGCACUGGCGCAGGACGGCGCACGUGGGCACCAACAUCCUGACGGCCGUGUCCUACCUGAAGGGGCUGUGGAUGGAGUGCGUGUGGCACAGCACGGGCAUCUACCAGUGCCAGAUCUACCGCUCGCUGCUGGCGCUGCCCCGCGACCUGCAGGCGGCCCGGGCGCUCAUGGUCAUCUCCUGCCUGCUCUCGGGCCUGGCCUGCGCCUGCGCCGUGGUGGGCAUGAAGUGCACGCGCUGCGCCAAGGGCACGCCCGCCAAGACCACCUUCGCGGUGCUGGGCGGCGCGCUCUUCAUCCUGGCCGGCCUCCUGUGCAUGGUGGCCGUCUCCUGGACCACCAACGACGUGGUGCAGAACUUCUACAACCCGCUGCUGCCCAGCGGCAUGAAGUUCGAGCUGGGGCAGGCCCUGUACCUCGGCUUCAUCGCCUCGUCCCUCUCGCUCAUCGGCGGCACGCUGCUCUGCCUGUCCUGCCAGGACGAGGCGCCCUCCAGGCCCUACCCGCCCAGGCCCGCCGCGGCCACGGCGCCCGCCUACCGGCCGCCCGACGCCUACAAGGACAACCGAGCCCCCUCGGCCACCUCGGCCUCGCACAGCGGGUACAGGCUGAACGACUACGUGUGAGUCCCCAGGGCCUGUCCCUCCCUGAGCCCCUAAAGGCCCCAGGACCCAGACUGCCCACUGAUGCGGGGGUCCCGUGGCACAAAGUUUACU